Kickxella alabastrina is the source of this 1050-nucleotide messenger RNA. RefSeq lists its product as uncharacterized. Gene Ontology annotation, biological process: ubiquitin-dependent protein catabolic process via the multivesicular body sorting pathway; protein targeting to vacuole; protein targeting to membrane. The record is from RefSeq and is a predicted model, not a curated record. Gene Ontology annotation, cellular component: ESCRT I complex. Bases 106 to 879 code for a protein of 257 amino acids. Lineage: Eukaryota; Fungi; Kickxellomycota; Kickxellomycetes; Kickxellales; Kickxellaceae. The transcript has a single exon.
AUUUUCUACUCAUCUUUUCUUCCGUUCACUCUUCGUUAAUUCAACUUUUUUACUUUUCACUUUUUACUAUUUAUUGUACUUUAUAAUUAUCUAAACUUUUCAAGAAUGAGCAGCAAUAGCAACGGCAACGGCAACGGCAACGGCAACGGCAACGGCAACGGCAACGGCAACGGCAACGACGUCUCAGACACCACAGCUUCCACAGACCUCAAGGACUUUAGUGAAUUCGAAGCAGCCCCAGCCUCCCGACAGCUCGACCUCCCAGCCUACGAGGUUGGUGUCCCCGAGGCCAUGAACAACUACAACUUGCCCUCCGACCCCGACCUCAUUGCCUCCAAGCAGCAGCAGCUCUGGGACCAAUUCCCGACGUUUGCGAAUAAAUCCGCAGAUGAUCUCGAAGACCUCCUGCGGUACGCGGAUCUUUUCCAAGCGCACAUUGACGGGUUAGAGCAGAUCCAGCUGAUGCGUACCUUGGAGUACGAGCUGCGCGAGGAGAACGAGCGACUGGCUAAGGUCAACUUGUCGUCGGAGGAUGAGCUGAAGCGGAUGCGGGAGGGCGUGGCGGAGCUGCAGAUGUUUGCAAGCUCGUUGACUACAAGGCUGUAUGAGUUGGUGCAGGAGCAUUUGGAUUUGCAGAAGCCAUAUUCGCCGGCGGUGUUGUUGGCCAGGGCGAAGAGGGAGGCGAGGGAGGCCGAUGAGGAGGCGGAGAGGAGGGCCGACGAGUUUUUGGACAAGGGCGUGGACGAGAUCGAAGACUUUGUCAGGGCGUACAAGGCGAUGAGGGCCAGGUUCCAUUCGCUCGACUCGAGGCAUAAAAUGGCUGAUGCUGCGUACCGCAGUGGGGAUCUUGCCGGCGUGCCAAUGGCCGUUGAUCGCUGAGAGAAAGAGACACACACACACAGAGAGAGAGAAUGGGAGAGAACCAUUUUGCAAGGCGUGCUUUUAUAAACAAUAAAGGUAAAUUGAUUUAAAAGUAAAUCUAAUGGACUAAACCCGGCUAGUUGCCCUCCUCAAGCACAUGGUGCUGCUGGUACUCUGCGUCCAGCUUGA